AUGAAAAUUAAAAUUAAUAAUACCACUACAACAACUCCUACAUCUGCAAUUAAUGUUAUUACCAGUACCCCUGCUACGACUAGUGAAAAACAAUUAGACAAGUGCCCAGUAAACAUGACCAUCAUUGAGGAUAACGGAGAAUAUAUUUGUGAAUGCGUAUCAGGAUAUCUUUAUUACCCGCCUUUGGACGGUUGCUUCCAACCCUACACCCGAGGUCCUUGUACAUCAGGAAAUUAUUUAGCUAUCAGUCCUGGUACGUUUACAGCCGAGUGCUUGGAAAAUCCCUGCGAAGAAGGCUCUGUUAUGUACCAAAAUAAAUGUCACAAGCUUUUGAAAUCCGGCCCACCAUGUAAUGGAGGUGAAACCCUGAUUGUCAAUGAAGAAAACUAUGAGAUAAACUGUCAAGAAGUCAUUCCAGUCGUCUAUCAAGUGAUAAUGGCUCCAGUAAGACGUUGUGCGCCUGGUUCACGUAUGGCCGCUCAUGGAAUAUGCCGACAACUUUUAUAA
Messenger RNA from Microplitis mediator, 507 nucleotides. RefSeq lists its product as uncharacterized. The record is from RefSeq and is a predicted model, not a curated record. NCBI's taxonomy places the organism in Eukaryota, Metazoa, Arthropoda, Insecta, Hymenoptera, Braconidae. The coding region runs from base 1 to 507 and encodes 168 amino acids. The transcript is spliced from 2 exons.